Messenger RNA from Ananas comosus (pineapple), 3674 nucleotides. Its product is annotated as receptor-like protein kinase THESEUS 1. Gene Ontology annotation, molecular function: transmembrane receptor protein tyrosine kinase activity; ATP binding. Lineage: Eukaryota; Viridiplantae; Streptophyta; Magnoliopsida; Poales; Bromeliaceae. Gene Ontology annotation, cellular component: plasmodesma; plasma membrane. The transcript is spliced from 2 exons. The record is from RefSeq and is a predicted model, not a curated record. Gene Ontology annotation, biological process: protein autophosphorylation. The coding region runs from base 886 to 3426 and encodes 846 amino acids.
UUUCCGAUCUCUUCUGCCGAGUUGAGUUAAAUGAUGGGUGAAAAAGGAGGUAAUAUGAGGCUGGAAAGAGGUUGCUCUUCUCUGGGGUUUUCGAUUCUCGAACAAAAGGCCUCAGAGGAUAUAGUCUCUUGAUUUGCGGCAAUUUCUCUACCACUUUCCCCUGGGGAUCACUGGUGCCGGUGCUGGUGCUGGUGCUGGUGCUGGUGCUGGGCCUCUUUCCCUGUGGGAGGUACGACAUGCACGGUGCCCAAGUUCCCAUCUUCAUAGAUUGCUCUUCUUCAUGUCUCUCUGCUUCUGAGAUCCUUAUUCUACUCCCGAGUACAUUUCGGCUUUGAAGGCUGUUUCUUCGCAGAUCUGAGCAUCUUUUAGGAUCUAUCUAUCUUGGGCUUUCCAGUGCUGCCCUUUUCCUCUUCCGCUGUUUGGGUUUUUCUUUUUGUCCUUUAUUUUUUUUUUUUAAUUUCCUUUUUUCUUUUUCCAUGUUGUCCGUUCUUACUGGCACCUGGGUUUUGCUUCUCCUGAGGUUUACUUGCUUUAGCUACACUUUCAGAAUACUGUAAUUUAAUUUGGUCUCGAGGGUUGUGGAGGUAUCAGGAGUUGGUAUUGAAGAAAGGGUCUCACAUUUUCUCUCCUUGAAGUCUUCUUUGGUUUGUUUGGGCAUUGACUUCUGCAACCCCAGAAAGAAGAUUUGGGUGGUAGUUUCCAAUUCUGCAUUUCCUGUUGAUAUCAUUUGUAUGAUUUUAGAAUUCUUUUUUUUUCCCGCGGGGACUUGCAGCUAGAGAAUUGCGAGAUAUAUAUAUAUAUAUAUAUGUCGGGCUUUCGAAUUAACGAGCGCUCGGGAAAUUGAGAUUGCUACAUUUUCGUUACUCAAUUCACUAACUGUUGGUGAUGGAAAGUAUGAGGCUGUUGACUUUGGCUUCCUUGGUCUCCUCUCUUGCACUCGUUGCUGUUUUUCCUGAUGUCUCUUCUGCUGCAUUCACCCCAGCUGACAACUACCUUAUCGCUUGUGGGUCUUCACAAAAUGUCACAUUUCAAGGCCAAAUCUUCGUUCCUGAUUCACAACAGUCCUCCUUAGUCCUUAGAACUUCUGGAGAUGGAACCUUCUUCGUGCCGAAUUCAGUUUCUCUUCCAUCUCCUGUAUACCAAUCCCUUCGCAUCUUUUCUCAACCCGCGCAUUACGAGUUUGACAUCCAGCAGCCCGGCCGCCACUGGAUCCGGCUCUAUUACUUCCCUCUUCCAAAUUCAGGUCAUGACCUUCUCUCUGCUCCCAUAACUGUUGUGACCGAUGAGUUUGUCCUGAUGAGUAACUUCACUUUUAAGAACUCCAAGCAGCCUUAUCUCUUCAAGGAGUACUUGGUGAAUGUGACCUCUGAUGAAUUGACCCUCACGUUUAUCCCGUCAAACGGCUCCGUAUCGUUCGUGAAUGGCAUCCAAGUCGUUUCGGUGCCUGAUGAAUUGAUCUACGAUCAAGCUCUUUCCAUACCAGAUGGUCCUUUCAGUGGUCUAUCAGAGCUUGGUCUUGAAACCAUGUAUCGCCUGAAUAUGGGAGGCCCUCUGCUGACUCCCCAGAAUGAUUCACUGGGGAGAAAUUGGGAAGCUGAUGGCAAGUAUCUUCAUGUUAAUAGCUCUGCCGUCAAGGUUUCUGUGGAUCCUAUUACCAUAAAGUAUCAUGAUGGAGUCACCGCAGAGAUUGCACCGAAAUGGGUUUAUGCCACUGCAGAAGCAAUGGGCGAUCCUAAUGUUACAAACUUAAACUUUAAUGUCACAUGGGUUUUCUCCGUGGAUCCGAGCUUCUCUUACUUGAUUCGCCUUCACUUCUGCGAUAUUGUGAGUAAGGCCCUGAAUACUCUUGUCUUCAAUGUCUAUGUGAAUACAGACAUCGCCAUUGCAAGUUUGGACUUGUCAUCUCUAAAGGGCGAUUUGUCUGUGCCAUACUAUAAGGACUUUGUCGCGAAUUCCUCGAGUGGUUCUAAUAACUUGACGGUUAGCAUUGGUCCGGACGCGAUGGCUGACUUCAGCAAUGCGAUAUUGAAUGGUUUGGAGAUUAUGAAGAUUAGUAAUGGGAAGAAAAGCUUGGAUGGGCUAUAUGCUGUUGGAGAUCUACUGCCUGAUUCAUCAUCUAAGAGAAGCAAGUUGGCUAUAAUAAUCGGUGUUGUCGUUGGAUCAUUAGCUGCUGUGGCAUUAGUUGCUCUGUGUUGCUGCUGUUUUGUUGUUCGCAGAUCAAAAACCAGCUCACAUAGUGGCCACCCAUGGCUACCUUUGCCCCUUUAUGGAAACUCGCAUACCAUCAGCAAAGUGUCAACAACUUCUCAUAAGAGUGGAACAGCAAGCUGCAUCUCUUUGGCGUCUACAAACCUUGGCAGAGUCUUCAUGUUUCAGGAGAUCAUGGAUGCCACGAACAAGUUUGAUGAGAGUUUGCUUCUCGGUGUUGGUGGUUUUGGAAAGGUUUAUAAGGGAACUUUAGAUGAUGGUACAAAGGUUGCUGUGAAGAGAGGAAAUUCAAAGUCUGAGCAGGGACUAGCUGAGUUCCAUACUGAGAUUGAGAUGCUAUCCAAGCUCCGGCAUCGACACCUGGUUUCGCUCAUCGGCUACUGUGAUGAACAGUCUGAGAUGAUCCUCGUCUACGAAUAUAUGGCAAAUGGUCCGCUGAGGAGCCAUCUCUACGGCUCCAACCUUCCACCGCUCUCUUGGAGGCAACGCCUCGAGAUUUGCAUUGGGGCCGCGAGGGGUUUGCAUUAUCUCCACACAGGAGCCGCUCAGAGCAUAAUCCACCGUGACGUAAAGACCACCAACAUUCUCUUGGAUGAAAACUUUGUCGCGAAGGUGGCAGACUUUGGUCUCUCAAAGACGGGCCCCAGUUUGGAUCAGACCCAUGUGAGCACUGCAGUGAAGGGCAGCUUCGGAUACCUCGAUCCUGAGUACUUCCGGAGGCAGCAGUUAACAGAGAAGUCGGACGUGUAUUCAUUCGGCGUUGUGCUGAUGGAGGUCCUGUGCGCAAGGCCAGCUCUUAACCCUGUGCUCCCAAGAGAGCAGGUCAACAUUGCUGAGUGGGCGAUGAGCUGGCAGAAGAAGGGCAUGCUGGACCAUAUUGUGGACCCCACGUUGGCCGGGAAGAUCAACACCGCUUCCCUUAAGAAGUACGGGGAUACAGCUGAGAAAUGUUUGGCUGAGCAGGGAGUUGAUAGGCCGACGAUGGGGGAUGUGUUGUGGAAUCUCGAGUAUGCCCUUCAGCUCGAGGAAACUACUUCGCUUGCGGACCCGGAUGAAAACAGCAUAAAGAGUAUUCCAGGUAUUUUAUUGCCAAGAAUGGAGCCUUUUGAGAACAGUGUGAGCAUGGUUGAGGGUGUAAACUCGGCUGCUGAGGAUGAUGUUGAAGAUGCUGCCACCAGUGCCGUGUUCUCUCAGCUCGUGAAUCCUCGGGGCAGAUGAGAUUUGUUUUAAAAAUCUGUAAUGGAUUUCAGAUUUUUCUUCCUUUUUUUUUUUCAUAAUUUCUAUCGGGAUGUUGAGUUGAAGUCGCCUUCUUGUUAAAUUUGAGGUCUUAUCUUCUGUUUCUUUUAUGCUAAUCUUUUGUGCAUCUCUGUGUCUGAUUGUAAUACACAAAGUUGAAGUUAUGCCACAAGGCAUUAAGUUCAUCUCUUGCUUGUGAUUGUGAAUGAUGAAUUUUCUUUUGCCGUGCA